AUGGAAAUGAUUUUGAAGAUUAUUGGAAAAGGAUUUUGUCUUCAUAAGUUUGCAUAUCUUCGUGAUCCUUGGAACUGGUUGGAUUUUGUUGUCGUUAUUUUAGGGUAGGUUUACCUACGACGGUCCCUAUAUACUGUAGAGUAGGGGACAUAAAUGUUCUCCAAUAUUUGCGCAGCAGAAUGAAAGAGCAGCAUGUUGGGGCCAAGUAAGGAAAUAGUGUAGUCUCAAUGUUUCCCGAGACGAAGUCGAGUGAUACAGUAGUAUAUGUUCUUAUGAUUAUAUUUGUUUCAGAUACCUCACGAUGGCACCAAGUGUUGCUAACCUUUCUGGAAUAAGAACAUUUCGGGUGUUGAGAGCUUUGAGAACAAUAUCUGUUAUUGAAGGUUCGUAUUUUUCAUCUGGCUGUGUGUUUGUGUAUUUUCAGUACCUGCGAGUCUAUCUUUUUGUUGGCGAUUGAUUGUUUGAUUUGUAAUACGUUCAUUUAUUAGUCAGCGUAUAUAUUAAUUUAUUUUUGACCAAUAAAUUGAUUGAUUAAUAAUUAUUGAUUGAGAAACUUAAUUAAUUAACUGAAUAAUUGGUUGAUUUAAUGAUACAUAAAUUUAUUUAAUCGAUAGGAUUAACUAAUUGAUUGAUUCACUGAUCACAUAUGUGAAAUUUUCCUAUAUUGAUUGAUUUACCGUUAAAUUUAAUAACUUAUUAUUGAUUUAAUUAAUUAAUUGAUUGACUAAUUGGUUGGUUGGUUGAAUAAUAUAUCGAUUGAUUGGGUGAAUUAAUUACUUAAUUAAUUGGACGAUUGAUUAAUUAGAUAUACAUACAUACAUAUACAUAUACAUACAUAAAAAUUUAUUUAAACACGUUCUUAGCCCUAACAUCUUUUGAUGGUUUCCAUAGGGGACGUGUAAGAAUAAGACUAAUAUAUAAUAUACAUAAUACAAACUAUUUACAUGAUUAUUAUUUAACUUUAACCUGCCGGAAUAUCCUUUGAAUUCUAGGUUUGCGAACAAUGGUGAAUGCUUUCCUGAGAUCAAUGCGAAUGUUGACAGACGUACUCGCGUUGUCCUUAUUUUUCAUAUCAAUAUUCGCGUUGGUGGGAAUGCAAUUAUUUGUUGGAGUGCUGAGGAACAAGUGUGUGUUAGAUCCUGAUGUAAAUGUGACGGAUUUUGAUGAAUUCAUCGCGAAUGAAAGUAAGUUGUCGCCCACCUUUUCUUUCUGGUGUGAUAUACCGCAAACUGUCCAAUUUCGUAUUGUUUCGCAGGGAUGCAGGUUCGAUUAAAAACAAAACAGAAAAGACCUAUUAAAUUUAUAUAUAGUUAAUUAAUUUGAUUGAUUUUUUCAGGUAAUUGGUUAUACAUCAAUGGUGAUCCAGUUGUUUGUGGAAAUAGCUCAACUGCUAGGUAUUUGCAUGUUGAAUAAUAUAUUGAAAUUUGAAUAGAAUAAAGUAAUAAACUAAACACUGACGACGUUUUGGCCCUCGGAUUUUUCAAACUGUUAUUUUUUUAACUGUUGUUUUUUUUUGUGUUAUAUUGUAAGCUCUUAAACCAAGUUAAAUUCAUCACGUAUUUUACAAUAAAACUAUCUAACUUAUAUAGGUCAUGUCCAUCAAACUACAUAUGUUUUCCUGAUGUCGGAGACAAUCCUAAUCAUGGUUAUACGAGCUUCGAUACCUUUCCCUGGGCGUUGUUGUGCACCAUCCAACUCGUGACUGCAGAUUACUGGGAAAAUGUUUAUGAACAUGUACGUAUAUACUUUUCUAACUUGAUUAAACACUGAUGUUUUGUUUGCAAACCGAGGAGGGUUUACUGUGGAAAAAACCGCUGUUGAGAAAAGCAAUAGAGUCUUAAAUUGCUGUUUGGAAUUUAACAGAACAGUAUACAUUUGAAAAAGCUUUGAUUAUCUUCCCCGUCUCUUGCAGAUUAUCGCAUCCAAUGGCUUCUGGUCUGUGUUUUAUUUCCUCAUGGUUAUAUUUUUUGGUUCUUUCUACAUUCUCAAUCUCAUUCUGGCCGUGGUGGCAUUAUCGUAUCAACAAGAACUGGCUAAUUUGAAAAAUAUGGUAAAACUCCAUCAGAACAUAUUCAACUUUCUUUAAUAUAAAACUCAAUCAGAACAUAUUCAUCUUAAACUUUCUUUUUAGUUCAGUGGACAUUUUAGAACUGUGCACUUUUUUUCUCAAAAUCUUGUACACCAGGUCAAAAAUACUAUAAGGCGUGGUUCACACUAGCAAUUUUGUGAAGUAAAAUUAUUUUUCUAUUUAUUGGGGAUUCACAUCCGUAGCUUUGCAGCUUUUCAAUAAUUCCAAGGCUGCUUUCUGAUACGUUCAUAAUAGUUAUUUUUUCAAAACCCAUUCGCAGGCUAAAACCCAUAGAGAGGCCUGCGGAGGAGGCUACGUUCAUACAUAACCUUUUCACCUCCAAUUUAUUUUCUAGGAAGCUGGGCACAACCAUCUGAAGGCAACAUCUUCCUCUUAUUCGCUUCACCUUUCUUUUAAACCUCAAAAACUAUUCCCUACGAAACCUUCAAAACCCACAUCGAACUGGCCUUUCGUGCUACGUCGCUAUACCAAAACCUCUCCGUAUUUCGAUAACCCAGCUCCCUCCCCGGGGCCGUAUUACCCCUCGUCACCGGAUGAUAAAACCCUACCGGUACAGAGCCCCCUCACCUUAGACAAAGUCACACCGUACACGUUCGAUAGUGAAUGCGUUGUAUCGUUCUAUAAUUACGAAGCUGAGGCGAUUCAGAGAAUUAACAGCGGGCCAAAUUUGCAUACAGGUUUUGACAUCGGUAAGAGUGAGGGAACAUCCUCUUCCGAUCUCGACAUUAACGGGACGGAAAUGCUACAAAGCGCAAAGGGGAAAGUACAUUUAGGAAAGCCGGGUAAAGAUAAGAGCAAUGCGAAUUGUGAAAUAAACAAUGAAGAAAGCAAAGGGGACUUCAAGCCGGGGCAAAGUACCGCGUCUUUUGAGAGCAUUGAAUGUACUACUUUAGUGCCUGAUCAAGAAGAUACCGUAGGCCAAAGAGAAAAUUAUGUAGAUUGCUGUGAUAAAGCUGAAACGAACACUGUGUAUGACAUUUCGGAUGUAACCGAGGGGCUAAAAGUAAAACAGAAAAAGACAAAACGAAAGGUUGUUGGGGUUAGGGAAAACCAUGCUCGGAAAAUGGAUAAAAAUCCGUAUGAAAAAAUAACAAGUAAAGCAAAUUCUACUUCUGUGACUUCGAGUGAAAAGGGGAAAGUAAAUGGCUGCAAGGGGAACACGAAGCAAUCUGAUAACAGCCAUGCUCAUGAAAACUCUAUCACAAGUUCACUGAAAGGAUCCGGGACAAUCCAUACAACCGCGACGUUAAAUGAAAACGCCAUGACUGAAAUACAUUCAAGCUCCGAUGCUGUACGGAAUAUAACAGCGACAGAAACGAACUGCGAUUACCACACGGUAGAAGAAGGUCCUACGAACCUCAUGUUAGCUCAACAACGACAUAACGAAGCCAAACAAAACUACAUUGUUUCAGAGAUUUCUGAUUUAAAUAGCAAUCAACAAUCUGACGCGAACUCGGUCUUGGAUAACCAAACAAAUUUUCCUGAGAAAGUGGGACAUGGCUUUACUGAUGCCUCAAAAAGUCUCUCGAAACCCACAUCAAGCUUAACACCCGUAGCUUGGGAGGACUCACCCCGCAAGUCUAUUGAAACGGGUCUCGCCUCAGCUCGGAAUACAGGACUCAUAAUAAUUCAGACCUCGUCUGUCUGCGUGAUGAUCCCGCAGGCCACUGGCCGGCGUCGCAAUCCAGUUAACGAAAUCCGUCGGCGGUGCGCAACACUUUUCAUGAAUCCCAUGUUCGAUUGGUUCAUAACCAGCGUGAUAUUUUUAAAUACAGUCGUCAUGGCUACAGAAUACCAUGGCAUGAACCAGAGGUUGGAAAGCACAUUAGAUAAUAUUAAUCUCGUAAGUAUAGUACAAUGUUUAUACAUUAAACUAAAUGUUGAUGGGGUUUUUGUGGAUGGAAAUUCAAAUUGUGAAUUUUAUACACUUUUAGAUCUAACCAGGAACAGCUGCAAAAAAUGCAACUGUAGGUCAGAAUCCUGCGUCCCUGCAGGGCUCUAACCGACUCAGCUACAGAGGCUUUCUCAGUAUAGAGCAUGAAAUUUUAUAUGACCACACUAUUAAUGCACUGAUUGACUUUUUACAAAUUAUCUCUCCUUUCCCCUUAGGCUUGUACGUUUGUGUUUAUUCUGGAAAUGCUUGUCAAGGUGACGGCUCUCUCCCUGCGAGGCUACAUUCAAAGUCGUUGGAACAUCUUGGAUGGUUUUAUAGUUGUGAUUAGUGUCGUUGAGAUGAUGAUAGUAUGGUGUGUCCCCGAUGUUACUCAUGGCCUGGGCUUCAGCGUACUGAGGACGUUCCGAUUGGUAAAUAUAUUCUGGGUUUUAUAUUAGACCACAUAAAAUAAAUUCCUCGCCAUCUUGAGGGUCUAUUUUUACACGAACGUCUUGGGUCUUGAACGAGAAUUGAACCAGGGUAAGGCAAAAAUUUUCUGUUUCUAGUCAGCGAGCACUUAAUCUUUGACUAUGCGCGUCGACGUUUUAUAUGAAAACCGCUGUUCAUCUCAAGGAAAUUUUUCUCGUGGAAAUCUUCUUUCAAUAUAGUUUCAUGUUUAUGAAUGCAUAUUAGUACUCGAUGAUUUUUGCGAGAGAAUAAAGCAUAUUCUUGUGAUAUUUCGUAGUUGAUAUAUUUCUAUUAUUUACAUCUUUACAUUAAAUAAACAAGCUUUGACUAUUUUAUUAUAUUGUGUAGCGUAACAUUAACAAUCCAUUAAUAUUAGGUAUCUUAUUAAUAUGUAGAUUCGCAUACUAAAACUAGCGCAAUCCUGGGUGACAAUGCGAGCUCUUCUUUCCACAAUCGGUGCAAGUAUUGGACAGCUUGGUAACCUCACCCUACUUCUUGUUAUUGUCACGUAUACAUUCGCAGUCAUUGGUAUGCAGUUGUUCUCUGAGAGUUACACUCCUGAACAUUUUGAAGACAAGAAAGUGCCGAGAUGGAAUUUUGCUGAUUUCUUGCAUUCGUUUAUGAUCAUAUUCCGGGUGCUGUGUGGGGAAUGGAUCGAGCCGUUGGUUGUGACGAUGCACGUGACAACGCCUACAGCGGUAGUGUUUUAUUUCGCUGCUUUAAUAAUUGGCAAUUUUUUGGUAAGUUGGGGGAGAGGGUGGGGAUUAUUUUUGCAUUUAGCAAUUCUUCAAUCAGUGAACAAGAAGAAAUGUAUUGUCUUUAACCUAUUUAGAUGCGGGAUAUUAGUAUAGCAUGACCAGUUGCCACUGGCUUGCUUCGUCACUGAGAUUAUUUAAAAACCUAUUGUGGCUGUAAAUCACUGAAAUUUUCAACACUACAGUUGCACAGAACAUUCCAGGUUAUGAUGAUGCAAUCUGGAAAGUAUGGGAGCUGAGGCCCCCCAAUUCGACAUGGGAGGCUCACCCUCUGAGCUCCCCCCCCCCCCGUUAGUGUGGUUAGUUCGUUCAUGUCAUCUCUGUGACCGGAUUCUAAUUUCGCACCAGUAACAUGUAAAGAAAAGUUCUUUCAGUUUGACUUUACCAGAUAUCACUGGUUGCCUCCGUAGCUAAAUGAGCCAUCCACUGGUAUUUACUAAUUAAGAAUAAACUCUGCAGCCGGAAUACGUUAGCAUCUAUAUAAAAUCGCACCCCUUGUUCAUUUUGGAAGUAAGAUCUAUUCGGUAAACGUGAUAAGCGGAAUCGUUCGCAGAAAAGUAUUUCCGAGAAAAACGUGCGCACCCUAUGCUUACAUAAUAUUUCUGAUUACCUUUCCUAGAUCUUGAAUCUUUUCUUGGCUCUUCUACUUAAUUCCUUCUCGACAGAGUCACUGAGCAACGCCGAAACUAAGCGAUCGGUGAACAUCAGAGAGAGAUUUCGUCGCGUUGUGAGAAAAUAUGUAAACGUGAUGCGUGUAUUCCGUGCCUUUCGCGUGUCUGCUAAAACGUGCACAACGAAAAACGAACGUGAACACGCUAAUGAAGAUGGUUCGCGCUCUGUCUCAAGCCGAGCGUGCGAAGCCGAAGACGGGGGAACUGGGACGGAGACCAAUAUUAAAGAUGUCAUAUCUAAUGAAAACUCAAUAACCUCCGAAGCUAUUGACCAAUCCGGUUCAAGGACGCAAUCACGUGCCACUUGCAUGACGUCAUCAAAUCAUUCCCAGAAGACUCUUCGGCAUCGAGAUGACGUCGUUCCAGACUGUUUGCCAAAAUUUUGCUGCAGAUGCUUCAACUGGGACAAGGAACAUCGUUCUAUGAUGUAUAAAGCAGUUAUAUUUUCUCGUGCGAAAGUCCUCAGCAUUGUUGAACACAGAUACUUCGAUGCAUUCAUUUUGUUUCUCAUAUUUAUCAGCAGCGUCUCAUUGGUAAGUUAUUGAGUUAGCUGCAUCCGUUUUCAAUGAAUGUACCUGUGAUAAGUCCCGAAGAUGAGGCAGUGACUAACUUUGGGAUAAAUACUCCCCCCCCCCCGGAUUAAAAUGGAAAGUACCCCUGGUCCUGGUGAAAAGCUAUGGCGCCAUUGAAAUUUGGCUAUAUUCAGGGUGUCAACGGGCGUUGAAAAACCUGCAAAGUUCUUGAAUUUGAAAAAACGGAAUCCAAGCCUGGAAAGUCCUUGAAAACUAUGUGGUGCAGCGCUCUAUCUAACCACAAAUUCAUCGCCUGAGCUGAAGUUUUGCACCUCACCUAAAAUUUCAUACGAAAUUGGAUGAGAUUUGAACAGAUAGAGCUUUCUAUAGUACGAAUGAAGUUUAUUUAUAUCAUUUAUAAAUUGUGUUUAUAGGCUCUUGAAGAUGUCCACUUGGAUUCAAAACCGGACUUGAAGGCCUUUCUCAAGAUCCUAAAUUACGUUGUAACAGUUAUUUUUGCACUAGAAUUCCUAUCGAAGUUGUUUGGUUUGGGUUUCCUGCAGUACUUUCGUAACGCGUGGAACUGUCUAGAUUUCUUUAUUGUGGUGGUAAGCCAAAUUAUGUUUCGUAAAGUAGUAGAGAAGUAAAACAAUGUCAUCUAGCCCAAGUUUUUGUCCGAUUUCGGCAUUGCAAAUGGCAUGAAAAUCGACAACUUUCAUGGGCGGCUUAGUAGGGCACAUGCCAACACGUUUUGGGAUCCGUCUUUUCGAUUCGAUCACUGUUCGUAUAUAUUUUUAAUUAAAUAUCAUUUAAUUUUUUUUCGUGCAUUUUCUCUAGGUAUCUAUAGUUAGUUUGGUUGGCAGUGUCGGUGAUGGUAAUUUGACAGCAUUUCGUUCGCUACGGACGUUGCGAGCCCUGCGACCACUCAGGGCCAUACCUCGUUGGCAAGGAAUGAAGGUAAUGUAUAUAAACGUCAUCUUUUUUUAUAUAAACGUCAUCUUUUUUAUUUCGCUAGGUGAAUUUUCUGCCGGCUAUUAUUUUUGGGACCCAGGGAAAGCAACAAUGUUGGCUUAAUCUAAAUUUCGUGCAUGAAAUGGAAAAAAUAAAGAACUAUUUCAAACUCUCUUUGGUUAAUUAAAGAGCUACGUGUUUCAUUUGAAAAAAAAAAUUGGAUUGAAUUUCAGGACUUUUCAGAGCAUUUUUACUCUGUCCAAUCAGGGUGGGAUAAUUCGCGUACAUCUGAGAUCUACGACGUGCUUUCAAAACAAAACAAGACAAAUUAAAUUCAUGCAAGACAAAUUAAAAGUAUGAUUAAUUAAUUUGUGGUCCCAAGGGUAUCCUCAAGAAGAAAUCUAAGAAGAAAUGUAAUGCAUCUUUAUAGUAAAAAACCUCAUCUUGAUCAACUUUUUCACUGUCAAAGUUUCCACACAUGAUGUCAUUACUAGUGUACAGUAGGUGAAUUUUUGGUCCAAAAACAAAGGAAAACUAAUUUGCAAUGGACCUUUCACCUUUUGACUGAAAUUUAGAUUUCAACAAGUCUAGACAAAAAUUUUAUCACAGCUUGAAAGAGCAUCACAAAAUUAGUAAUAUUCCGAAGUUUCGUUGCGAAAUGUUGUAAAAUGCGGAUAAUAUAGCCUUGCGAAGUUUGCAAUUUUCAGUCAUUUUAGAUUACAAACGGGAAAAACAUACCCUUUUUCCGAAGGAGGUAUGUAUUUCCCGCGCGUAAUACAAAAUGACUGAAAAUGACAAACUUCGCAAGGCUAUAUUAUCCGCAUUUUACAACAUUUCGCAACGAAACUUCGGAAUAUUACUAAUUUUGUGAUGCUCUUUCAAGCUGUGAUAAAAUUUUUGUCUAGACUUGUUGAAAUCUAAAUUUUAGUCAAAAGGUGAAAGGUCCAUUCACCUUCAAUUGACCAUUUGCGUAAUAGACUAAAUUUUGAUCUCAACAAAAAUUUCAUCACAGCUUGAAAGAGCAUCACAAAAUUAGUAAUAUUCCAAAGUUUCGUUACAAAAUGUUGUAAAAUGCGGAAAAUAUAGCCUUGUGAAAUUUGCAAUUUUCAGUCAUUUUAGAUUACAAACCGGAAAUUGACAGCCUCGAAGGGUUUGGGGCUGUCAAUUUCCCGUUUGUAAUCUAAAAUGACUGAAAAUUGCAAAUUUCACAAGGCUAUAUUUUCCGCAUUUUACAACAUUUUGCAACGAAACUUUGGAAUAUUACUAAUUUUGUGAUGCUCCUUCAAGCUGUGAUGAAAUUUUUGUCUAGACUUGUUUAGUUCAAAAUUUUGUCUAUUACGCAAAUGGUCAAUUCACCUUCAAACUUUGACAGUGAAAAAGUUGAUCAAGAUGGGAUUUUUAUAUAUAAAGAUAUAUUACAUUUCUUCUUCGAAUAACCCAAAUAUUACACAUACCAAAAAUCAUAUUCAUGGUUAGUCGUACUUUAAUUAUUUCGUUUUCUUUUCAUAACAGGUUGUGGUAAACUCUCUACUAUCCGCCAUUCCUGAAAUUGGCAAUGUUUCUCUGGUGUGUUUGAUAUUCUGGCUCAUAUUUAGCGUGAUGGGCGUGCAGUUCUUCGGAGGAAGAUUCUAUAAAUGUCUUGACGACGAUGGCGAAGUUCUGUCUCAUACGACAGUGGCAAAUAAGACGGGAUGUCUGGCAAUGAAUUAUACUUGGAAGAAUUCUGACAUUAAUUUUGAUAAUUCGCUUGCUGGAUUUCUCGCUCUCUUUCAAGUGGUGAGUUCAAUGGUGUCUGUGUUAAUUGGUUAUAGAUAAUUUUUGAACAGUGCUGUUGGAAAAGCUGGGCGAUGGGGUGUGAAAGCUACGUGGGUCUGGUGGCAUGCUCCUCCCGUGAAAAGCUGAAAUAUCGUAAAUUGUCUGAAGUAGCAUUGCAGCCUACUUCGCCUUACUUUGUCAUUUACUAUGCUCUGUCUACAGGGUUCGUAGCGGUCUUUGAAAUCCUUGAAAGUCUUUAAAUUUGAAUGCAGGUCUUUAAGGUCUUUGAAAAGUCUCUGAAUUGUGUGAAAAAGCGAAGAAAGUCUUUAAAAGUCUUUAAAUUCUUUAGUGAGUAUUUGAUUAUACGAUUUCCUAGCUAAUAAAAUAGAUUGAUUGAAGCAAGAUUUUCGCAAAUAUCGACGAAAAGGCGCAUUUUAGGAUGUGAUUUGACGGGACUAAUUACCUGGUAAAAAUGGUGCUUACACCAGGGUCUUAGCUAGAGGGCCGUGUUGGCCGUGUUAUCGCGGCCAAAAGUGGAAAAACACGGCUAGAUAAAAUGAACGCGGCUUCACUAUUUAUACAAGGCCGUGUAGAUUCAUAAAAUAAGGUGGUGCAUGCUACUUACAACAGACAGAAUUUCUUUCUAUUUACGUCGUAAGAAAGUUUGUAAAAUCUACUGUUGUUGUUGAAUUGGCAAAAGUGAUUCGUGAUGUUUUAAUAUUUUGAUGGUAAUGGGACCUGUAUGGUGUUAAAAUGGUUUUAAAUACCCCCAAGAGUUGCUGAAAUAACUUAAUAUUUUAAUGUCAGUACGUGCGCAAUAUGAGCGUAUGCUCGCCUUGUAUUUGGUUGCAAAGCAUAGAACAACCACAAGCAUUAUUGUUGGCGAGCAUAACUAGAACCGUGAUUCUGCUAUUCAAGGUAAUUGACAUGUGCACGCCCUGGUCAUUAGAAACACGCCCAAGAUCUAAAAUCCUAGCUAAGACUCUGGCUUACACUCGCAAUUUUUCGACAGCUGAUCGCUCUCAAAGGUCUUUGAAAAGUCUUUGAAAAUAGACAGAAAAAUCUUUGAAAGUCUUUGAAUUUUUUUGGUCUUGGAGACUACGAACCCUGGUCUAAUGCCAAAGGAUUUUACUCAUCAAGGGGGAGUGUGUUGGCACUCAAUGGAUUAAUCAGACCAUCUGUCCAUGUGUCUUGUUAAGUCAUUAAGUGGCAUUGCACCAUAACGUAUCCUACUUUGUCAUUUUACUCUGUCCAACGCCAGGCGAUUUUACUCGUCAAGGGCAGUUUGAAAACAAACAUAAACUCAUCAAAUCUCCACUUAUAUUAUUAUACUUUUCGUGAAUGUUAAUACAACAUACAGCAAGAAAACGAAUACAGGGUAUAGAUAUCUAUACUGAUAGACAUAAUUUAUUUACAAAAUCUUUGGUAGCUAUAUAAAGCCACCACAGCCCUCGUGGGUCCCACGUGCACACCAGUGAUUUUGGAAGCAGGGAUGGAUCCAGCAUGAUCUGGUAGGGGGGAUGCUCUGGUGCCGAGUUGUGUCGGUCAUGUGUGCCGCCCGCCCAUCAACUUGCUCCACUACUGCAAAGCCUUGCUUGACUACAGUAUUUGAAUUGUAUUAUUGUUGUUCACAGUUUGCUUAUCAUCAUGUUAUUACUCAAAUUACUGAAUCUCAUUUUGUCUCUAAUAAUUUUUUGCUUUAUCAUGAAAAAUAGCACCCCCUGGCCAGGGGGGGGGUGCGCACCCCUCCCCCCAGUAAAUCCAUCCCUGUUUGGAAGUGUACGUUUUACCUGUGUUCCACAUUUUUACACAGCCAAUUAUUGUGGGUAUCGAAAAUUCAAUCUAAGAACCAGGCAAAUACCUAAAUUUAUAAUACACCAUUCCGAGUAAGUGCGCAGUCUUGACUAUAUAGAGUCUCGUUUUCGUGAUCGAGUUAUUGGGUUUAUGCACAAAUUUCCUAGGUUUGAACAGCUAACAGUUGACCUCAAAAUACGGUUUGAGGUUUGCCGUUUCCAUUCUGCCGUAAACGUAAAUCUAAGGCCAAUUUCCACUCAAGAAAAAUUUCCACGGACAGAAAAUUUUCCAAAAAUAUCAUUGUUAAAAGUUGAAAAUUUUCAACUUCAAAUUUUUUUUCCCACGGAAAAUUUGUUUCGGAUAAUCACAUUUUACAAAAUUUACUUUCUGCGGAAAAUUUUCCUAAUAUGCUGGCUUUUGCAUGUGACAGGGUGACACAACUAUAUAUACCUGGAAAAAAGACCAAACUUCGACGUUUCGAGCGAUGGCCUUCGUGUGGAAGAUAGUCAGCUCAGCUAAGACCCUUCACCAGAGACGUCGAAGUUUGUUCUAUAUGUACUAGAUAAAACAUGAGCAGCCGAUCUGUAUCUGAUAUACAAACUCGAGCCGAAGGCGAGAGUUUGUAUAUCAGAUACAGAUCGGAUGCGAAUGUUUCAUCGUACUUAAAAAACGACCCAUCAUAUGAGUUCAUUGGCGAAGUAAUUUUAAAAAUAAACAUUGUCUAAGCCGAGAAAAUCAAAGCUGAAGUUUAUGUAAAUCAGGACAAAUCUUUAUCCGAUUUACAAACAUUGAUUAAAUAUUCAUUUCUUUUGUAUUUUCCUCGUAAAUUAUUAAUGAUUUUUUAAAUAUUAUAUAUAUUAUUCAUAUAUAUAUAUAUAUAUAUAUAUAUAUAUAUAUAUAUAUAUAUAUAUAUAUAUAUAUAUAUAUAUAUAUAUAUAUAUAUAUAUACCGGGUGGCCCAAAAAAAAGUACUCCUGUUUGAUUUGUAAUAACUUCUAAACAAGUAAAGUUUUUAAAGAGAAAUAACUUGCAUUAAAUAGAGGAAGGACUAACUUAGAUUUUGAUAUAUUACAGUUGUAUUUAACUUAAAAAUUCACGGAUAUAUUAAUGUUAAAAAUGGGAGCAUAUUUUGGAAUGUGUCUAAAAUUAGCGAAAAUCGGCAUAUCAAAUAUUAACUCCAGCGUUUGUUUGCUUAAUGACAUAUUAGGCUAACUUGUAUUUCAGCGAAUUAUCGUUAAGGUUUGUAAGGGAUAUGGCGUAGAUUUAGACAUCUUACAUGUAAGUCUUAGCUCAUUGUUUCCUGAAAUAUGAACGUUCGAAAUUAUGCAAGUAUUUAAUAUUAGGUCUUUGAAAACUUAAAUGUACAUGAAAGACUGACCAUGGAAGGCAGGCGCUUAAAUUUUUCGUAUUCUUAAAUAGCCUAAUUUUUUUAUGUUUUUAAUGGGUUCAAACAGACUGAGUAGAUUAUUUCUUGGUUAGAGCAGGAUGAAUAUUCUUUAUUGAAGGAAAUAAUAUUGCUUUUUGCAAAUACACAUCACCGUAUCAACGCUACUAUUUUGUUACGUUUUGUUCCAAAAAUGUUGCAUGUCUCUGGGGAGUUGCUUAAUUAUUAUGUCUUAUGGAGUUACAAUGGUUUGAUUGUGUUUCAUAUAAUUCUCAGUUUACUCCAUGAACUUGCCAAGAUUAAGAAACGGCAAAAGAGUUUGGGUGUUCUUAACAAGAUUUCAGAACGUUGCAGAAGUUAGAAGAGCUUCACAAUUCCGUUGUGACAGCAUGCCCUAAUUCAGAACUACGAACGAUCCAAUGACGAUCCUUCGCGAUGCAGUGGUCUCAUGAAAUAAGGAAACGUAUUCGUGCUAGGAACACAUGCGAAUUUCGGACGAAUGAAUCUUGCUUGUAUUUUGUAGAUAUAAUAAUACUUUGUUUCAUAAUAAACAAUUUGUCAAGUGUCAUUUAUUUACUGGUAAUAGUGCAUGUUUCAGUCGGGCAAAUCUUGAUUAAUAUUUGAUACGCCGAUUUUUGCAUAUUUCAGACACAUCCAGAAAUAUUCUCCCGAAUUUAAAGAUUAAUAUCUCCGUGAAUUUCUAAGUGAAAUACAACUGUAAUAUAUCAAAGUCUAAGUUAGUCCUUCCUCUAUUUGAUGCAAGUUAUUUCUCUUUAAAAGCUAUACUUGUUUAGAUGUUAUUACGAAUCAAACAGGAGUACUUUUUUUUGGGCCACCCGGUAUAUAUAUAUAUAUAUAUAAGCCUGCAUAUGACGUUGCAUGUUAUAUCUACACACCUUAUCAAACUAUACAUAAAGGGUGCAAUCAUUGUACAAAUUUUCGGUGGAGCGUUAAUUGGCUUACCGAAUUCAAAAGAAUGUUCUAUCCAGUGUGCUACUAUAGUUUUUAGAUCAGUGUUAUAUGGGGUAAUAUUACAUUUGAAGAAUAAUUGCGUCAUCGUUGUUGGCCAAAACAAUAUAUCCGUUUGGAUGUGACAUCAGCCGUUCAUAACGACCCUGGAUAUUAAAAUGAUGGAGCAAUUCACCAGUGUUUGAACUGAAAGUGUAGAUCAUAGUGUCAUCAUCACUAUCUCUGGCACCAAUUCCGUUAACACUGGUAAUGAUCGCUUCAUUGACAUGAUUAAAGAUAACACUCCAAGCAUUAAACGAUUUGAAAUAUCGUGGUAUUUCCAGACGACGUUUUAGCUGACCAUCUAUUGUCAGAACGUAAAUGAGGAGUUGACAGUCAUAGCUAGCAAAAGCUAAAAUUAUUUCAUUUUUAUUAGAAACAGCUAAGCUGGAGACGAAGGUGCAUCUCUUAUCUUGGAAUGGCACAAAAAAAUUGUAGUCUUUUCCGACAUUUGUACUGUCGUAGAUAUACAUAGCUUUAGCAGAUUGAUGAUAUAUAACGAUCAGACCAUUUUUGGUGACACACAUUUGUGGACCAAUUAAUAUAGGACAUUCAAGAUAUCUGUCCGCUUUUACGUUCCCAUUCGUAUCAAAGGUCAAUAAUUUAUGUCGACCAGAGUUGCCCUUCACAAGAAUGAACACGUUAUCAUUUUCGUCCACUGCCGAACAGCAUAUUUUAUCUUCAUCGUUUUCUGAGGGAAUGGUACAGAACAACUCACACUCGCCGCUUUUCCUUAGACUCUUCCUAUCCCAUGUAACUGACAAGAUUUCCCCUUUGCUAGUUAACCCACAUCCAGAAAUAUAUAAAGGAAUCUUUUCAUCAAACUUCCAGAACCGACGACACUGCUUUCUGUCCAACAGUGGAUGAUAAAGUUUCAUGCCAAUCUUUAUCGUGGGCCAGUUGAAAAGACCCAUGCUCAUGUUUGUAAAUUUCAUGGUGAGAUCUAUUAAUAAUGCGUUGAGCAUUUGUAUGGACUCUAUGUUAUCAUUCCUAUUCUUCUUGUUGAAGCGAGCUCGUAAGCGGGACGUAAUCCCUUUAUCGGCAUCUUGCCAUACAGAAAACAUCGCUUGUACAGCAGGUAGAUCAUGUAGCUCUUUCAGGUAGAGUAAACAGUCUUUAACAGCUACAUCUGGGUCGUCUAAACCCUCGAGGAUUCUGCUGGCAAUGCGAAGCUUGCUUGCCAUCAAUCUAUCUUCUGUGCUGAGGGCCACGUUGUUAAAUGCUUCCGUUGCCAGUCUCUUUGAUUCUUUGAAGGACUCUUUGGCCAAUUUGUAGCGUUCUUGUGAUGCGAUUGUUAAGUUCCCGAUAGCUUCAGAAAGUUCAAAUGCGCUUUGUAAGACAUCGCGUUCCGCUUGCUUGGCUGACAACUGCUCAACUCUCGUCGCUGUUGCACCUUUGACUUCACAUUCGUCUUCGAUGUGUGCUUUUGAAGUGUUCGGCUUAUCACUAGCUUCACCAGAUGUUUCGAGAGAAGCGUACAACCUGGUAACUCCUUCUUUGAAAAAGCUGAGACUUGCCAACAAGUCCUUUCUGGACAAACCGUCGAGUUUCGAUUUAAUAUCAUCAAGUUCUCGAACAAUAAUCUCUCUGCAUUGUUCAUCGUUUAAGUCACCUUCGUGAAGUCGUUCUGCAGUGUAAUCUCGUAGUUUACUGCACAGUAAACCAACUGUGGAUUUUAGCAUCCCGCUCACAAUCAUUUCAAAUAUCUUAACUUUGAGGCGGAUUUUGCACACUAAUGCAUGUAAGAUAUUUCUAUAUCUUCUAAAUGUUGUCUGCGUUAAAAAUAUUGUUUUGUGUUUACUGAGUGUGUUUGCAUUGGACGCCCACGUUUUAGAUAAUUGCAAAGCAAUCACAUGAUGUUAGCUUUCUGUUGUACAAGUGAUUGAACUAGCUAGUAUCGUAUCCUUCAUCUACGUUAAAUCGUUCACAUUUCACAACCCUCAAAAAUUGUUUUAAAAGAUCGUUGUUACUUGUUCGAGAGAAACAGAGAGAAAUGGUAGGAUGUUAAUAGAGCACGUAAAAUAAUACCAACUGCUGUUUCUUUUGAAAGUAACUAACCCCCCACCAUUAACUUAAUUAUUGACAUAACUGAAGUGCACUUACAAAAUGUAUCACUUAAAUUAAAUUUUCGAUGCCCAUGCAUUAUUUAUCAGCUGGGUAAAAAUCUGGAACAUAUAAUAUAGCUAGUGCAUUUCGCGCCACCGAAAAAAAAUCAUAGGGAUUUUGCAACAAAAUGGUCUAUUUUGAAGUAUGCAAUCGCAUAUAUUCAUCUAGCAGAAGACGAAGUAUAACUUUUGCAUGAAAGAAACGAGCUAUCCGUAAAGCCUGGUUUCCAUGCAUAUGAUCGUAACGGUCGUAGAGAUUGAGUCACGAUCUUUCUCAUCAGCCGAAAUACAACAGUUUGGAACUGAAAAUACGCGGAGUAAUUAUAACUGGAGAAUACUUAUGAUUUAUAAUUAUAUGGUUUACAGGUAAAGAACUAUUACAAGCUGGCCGUUGAGAAAGAUCGUGACUCUGUCUUUACGACCGUUACGACCAUAUGGAAAGCUGGCUUAAAGCCCGUUUUGUACCAGACCAAUUUGUUUUAGCGAGCGAAGCGAAGAACGAAUUUGGACAAUGAAAACAUUCGCAAGUUAAUUUUUGCUUUGCCUGAACAAAUUCGCCCAUUGGAAAACGGGCAAAAUAGAAAAAUAUUUGAAAUUUGAAUCUUUGCAUCAGAGGUCUGUAGACUUACAGACAGGUUUUUAUUUUUUUCAGGCAACAUUUGAAGGUUGGAUUGAAAUCAUGGCUGACGCUGCAGAUGUAACAGAGGUGAGAUCUAGUGAAAGGGCGUUUUCUUGAGCCGUGAACAGUGACCUCUCUAUAUAUAUCUGGAGCAAGAACUUCAGUCAUUCGGUCUAUGAGAAAAGUGAAUCCAAGAUGGCGGCCAUUGACGUCCAAUAGCUCUGAAGGUCGUAAACAACUUUUACACCAUUUUCCCCAGCUAUAUCCGGUUUCUUCUAACGGACCGUAUCGCUAAUCAAGUUUUCAGUUCAUAAAAUCACAAUAUUAUUCUUUAAAUCUAAGUCAAAAUACGAAAUUUCGGCACACUCCUUGCCAAGAUGGCGGAAAGUGAAAGGGCUGUAGGACGUCAGUUCCAGUCCCUUUCUAUUGUUUUUGUCUGCGCGGUUAACACGAAGGUGGCUUCACUUUUUUAACUCGAGUUCUCGUUCCAGAUAAAUAUGGAGCUCACUGCUUCCCAUGCCGUGAGCCUUCAUUUUGUUGGCAUAUUUUUUGUCCGUGAAACGAGAAUAGACAAAUAUGUUAUUUGGCUAACGUUGUUUACAUCGUUGCCACCAAACUCAUAACUCAUAUGCCUAGUUACUAUUGUUUUAGUUUACCGAACUAAAGAAUAAAAGUUAUUAAUUAGCAUUAGAAUUAUGUAUCAGAGUUUUUUACUCAAGUAGAUAAUUCUAGUGCCUAGCCUAGAUACCUUCGAACUGUUCUAUGCUUCUGUAACUGACUAGAAUUAUCAUAAUAGUAACUAACAGGAUUUUUUAAACUGGAAUCGCAGGGCCACAUUGUAUUUUUUUUAUCUUAAGAUGGAUGAAUAAAACUAUUAUUAAUAAUAAGUAACCCCUCCGUAGAUGUCAUGCAUUGGUGAAGUCCCGAAGGUGUUCGCUUUAUAGGGUUUCCCGACUGUACUUUUUUUCGAUUCUUUUAAAUUUCAGGUGGAUAAACAGCCACAAAGAGACAAGAAUCACAUGGCCCAUCUAUAUUUUGUCGUUUUCGUGUUGUUCGGUUCGUUUUUCGUGCUCAAUCUGUUUGUCGGAGUAAUCAUUGAUAAUUUUAACCGUCUAAAGAAGGAGUAUGAAAGCGGUGCGGUGGGCUUAUUCCUCACUGAAUCACAGAGAGCCUGGUAUGACACCUUGAAGAAAGCCGCUGGCAAGAAACCGCGGAAAGUCGCAAAAAGACCAAAGGUAAAACGCCUCAUGGAGAUCUGACUCGUUGCGUUCUCACAGAGACGACUGGGGACGAGUCAGCAUGAAGUAUGAAAUAUUCCAUGAAUCCGUAAUCAAUAUACCGUAAACCUCCGACUAUAAGACCCCCCCCAAUAUAGGCUCCCCCCCCGUGUAUAAGCCCACCACAUGUACUAACGCUCACCUCAUUCCAAAUAUAAGCCCCCCCCCCGAAUAUAAGCCCACCCGAAUAUAAGCCCCCGAAUAUAAGUCCCCAAUUAAUAUAAGCCCAGUAAUCGCUGUUUUAAAUACACGUUUAUUUCCCUGUUUAUGACCGACUUGUUUAUGUCUGACUUGUUUAUUACUAACACAAAAGAUCAUCCAUGUAUAAGCCCACCCGUAUACCCCCCCCCCUUGUAUAAGCCCACCAAAAAUCGCUUACGAAAGUAUAUAAGCCCAGGGCUUAUAGUCGGAGGUUUACGGUAGCCCAGUUCAGAUCGGCGAGCAAGUUUCCUUGACAAAUUUACUUUCGGGUGUGUACGGUGAACCAUAGGUGAACUAGUUUCCCUUGACAACUUUCUUUGACAAGUUUUGUAGUGCUCAAGACCGCCUUUUGUUUGCCAAAACCACAUAAUUAUUUCUUGUACACUUGUCAAGUUUUCCUAGGGGGCUAUUCACACAAACAACUUUUCCUUGUCCAAGAAAUUUUCCUUGUCCAAAAGCUGGCAUGAUUAAAGCUUUGGAAGAAGACUCCUUGCAUGGCAAGGAAAGAUUGACCAUUUUUUGCCGUCUUAAUAUCUUAUUAAUCUUUAAAUAAAGAUGUAAUUCAGAAUUUAAUAAUAGUAUAGCAAUAUUUUUAAUGUUUUAUUAAUUUCAAGAGAAUAGUAUUGAUUUCAAUUGACGCAGGUCGGGAAACUAUUGUAUGCCGCCACAUAAUUAUUUGAAGAAAAACUAAACAUUUGCUAUUUUAUUACAUUUUUAGGAGAAAUGGAGAGCGCAUCUGUUUGACAUUGUGAACAGUUCAAAAUUCGAGUUUGCCAUCAUGAUGUUGAUCAUAUUGAAUAUGGUGAUUAUGAUGGUGAGACACCAUCGACAGAGUGAAACUGUUACCAAUGUACUCGAUAUCCUUUUUCUAUAGUAUCAUGCAGUCAUCUCAUCAAGACACUUGUAGGGCUUGUAUAGCCCAGUUCCUCGGCCUUUUCGCUUGCGCCUGAUUAUUAAGGGUGAUUUUUUAAAGGCAUGCGGUUGACGAUGUUGAUCAGCAAACUGUAGUGAAUUUAUUAGGAUGGGAAACAGUCAAAACAAAAAGAAUGAAAAAGCUAAACCAAAAUUAUUUUUAAAAUAUUUCAUAAAAUAUGAGGCGGAGUUAUCUUAAAUAAUUUUUCACUUUCAAAAACUUUUAGCACUUUUAGCACGUCAGAAUAGUUGAAAAAGAGUUUUAUGUACGAUGGUGCCAAAUGAAAGGAAAGCAAAAUACUAUCAAGAUUUGAAAGGAAAAUCGCUGCUAUGGCUUUAAAACGCGACAUUUUGUAAAAUUUAAAUGUUUCUAAAAAUAAUUUUAUAUCUGCACGCUUACUACUGCGCCUUACUACUUUUUUAAACUAACAAUGUUAACGUGGUUAAAUAGAGUUUAUCAUCAUCAUCAUCAAUUUACAACGAGGCUUAUACUAUACUGGAGGAUAUAAUUUAUUAAAACAAUAACAUAAAUAAACGACGCAUUAUUCGUUUUCCUUGACUAACACCGUGAUAUGUUUCGCGGUUAUUACUUUACAGUAACUCGAUAUUCACUGCGAUUUUCCUUUUGGAAGCUUUAUUCCGACUUGGCGUACAACGUGUUGACUACUUCAAAGAACCAUGGAAUGUCUUCGAUUUCAUCGUCGUCUUGUUAUCUAUUGCAGGUAUAUAAUGUUUUGUUUGUGAGAACACCACAUACAUUUAUUACUGCAUUUACGUGGUGUUUCCACAAACAAAACUAUUAUAUGUUUUAUCGCCAUGCAAACAUACAAAUAACUUAUUGCAGGUAUGUUGCUUAAAACUGUUGCUCUUUGUUCUAUAGCAUCAUAUUUAUUUAAUAAUUGUUGGAUAUCGGACAAAAGAGUCUAUCUAAUUAAAAUUAUUUUGAAUUGGAACACCAACAUGGCGGCUGUGACGUCAUGUGCAAACGCUCUAUAUGAGGAUAAGAAUGAUGUGGCAAAACAACCCCCCAAACAAAACUUGCAUUUUCCUUCUGCAAAAUAGGUUUCAUGUUUUUAAAUUAUGUUUUUAUAACUUUAUGAAAUAUUUUUGGUUUCUUAAAAGUAAAGUUUGGUUCUGCAAAGUCCGAAAAUGUAGAAAGGGACAAUAACGGGCCUAAAAUACCCUAAUUUCCAAAUGUUUUCACAAGAAACACCGCUUUUCCACUCAGUUAGAGGAAAACACUAUAUCGUUGCUCCUAUUUCAGGACUCGUUAUGGAAUAUUUAAACCAAGCGUUCAUCAUUACUCCCAGUAUAUUCCGCGUGGUUCGUGUAUUUCGCGUGGGUCGCUUGCUUCGUUUUUACAAAAACGCGCGUGGAGUUCGUCGCCUCUUAUUCGCCUUGCUAAUCUCAUUACCAGCCCUCUUCAAUAUUGGUGCGCUGUUGUUCCUUCUCCUUUUCAUCUACGCCAUCAUCGGCAUGUCUUCGUUCGCCUACGUCCAACACUCGGGCGCCAUUAACGAUAUGGUGAACUUCGAGACGUUUCGUAACUCGAUGUUAUUGUUAUUCCGACUUUCGACUUCUGCCGGAUGGAAUGAUGUGUUGGCACCGUUGAUGACGCAACCGCCCGAAUGCGAUCCGACGUACGACGGCCUCUCGAACGGUAAUUGUGGAAACCCAUAUUUCGCUGUGUUCUAUUUCGUGUCGUUCGUGUUGAUCACGUCAUUAAUUAUCAUCAAUAUGUACAUUGCGGUCAUUAUGGAGAACUUACAUGAAGCAUUCAAGGCGGAAGCUGCUGGUAUCACCCACGACGAUCUUGAUAUGUUUUAUCAAAAGUGGGAACAAUAUGAUCCACAUGCAACCCAAUAUAUCCCUCACCAUCUUUUAUCUGAUUUCGUGGAUUCGUUGGAAGAGCCAAUGAGAUUGCCGAAACCAAACAAAUUUGCUUGCAUUAAUUUGCACAUACCUAUUCAAGAGGUAAGAAAAAUGUACUUUAGCAACACAAGUAAUUUUGUUAUUUUGGAGGGAUUGAAGUUUUUGAUCUGUUAACGUGUUCCUUUAAUUUAUAGUAAUCAGAUUUUCGUUGUUGUUGUUUUUGUUGUUGCUGUUGUUGUUGUUGUUGUCGUCGUCGUCGUUGUUGCUGUUCCCAUUAUUUUUUGCUGUCAUUGUCGUUACCGUUAUCUCUGCUGUCUUUCUCGUUGUAUCUCUUGUUGCUAUUGUCGCCGCUGUUGCUUUUGUGGAUCGGUAUCCAAUUAACGUCUUCAUUGAAUUUCAUCUCCACCAUUUCAAGGGUGAUCGUAUCCACUGUGUUGAUGUUAUACAAGUGCUGGUUCGCCAAUUACUGGGAGACAUCGAACAAGAAAACCCAGAUGCAUUUGUGUUUAUGCAGAAGAAGUUGGAGGAAGCGUUUCUUGCUGCCUUUCCCAACAGAGCUAAACAGCGACGAGAAACAACCACGUUUGUACGAAACAGAGAAAUUUGCGCAGCGCUCGUUAUUCAAAAGGCUUGGCGGGCAAAGGUUUUAAAGAACAGAGCAUCUGAUCUUUUGAAUGAUAUCGAGGGUAAAAAUCGCUGCCCAUGCACUAGGGGUUGUAGUGUUGUAAAUAGCUGA
Molecule: messenger RNA, 20981 nt
Organism: Paramuricea clavata
Lineage: Eukaryota; Metazoa; Cnidaria; Anthozoa; Malacalcyonacea; Plexauridae
Source: the annotation of a GenBank genome assembly